AUGUCUUUAACGCUUAGUUCAAGCGACUCUCAAGUCAUCAAGAGGAGUUGGACUGAAUUGCAGAAUAAUAAUAAGUACCAUAAAGAUGAAUUUGUUUCAAGAUUAUUUGGUAAUUUAUUAGCUGCUAACCCUAACUUAAAAUCAGUUUUAUCAACUGAUUUAAUCAUUCGCCAACAAUCUAAGAUGUUCAAUGAUAUGUUAGGUUUUACUAUAAUGUAUUUGGAUAACGAACCAUUGUUGGAGGAAUGUAUGAAUGAAUUCGUUCAAGAAAAUCCUUCAAUAGUUGCUUUGGGAGUUCAGUACUUAGAACCAAUGGGUCUUGCUCUUAUUCAAACUUUCCGUCAAUGGUUGGGUUCUGCUAAAUUCCAUGCUGGUUUAGAAACAUUAUGGAUUAAAAUUUAUGUCUUUUUGGCUAAUUGUAUCUUACAACAUGAUGAUUCAACUAGUGAUGUUUCCUCAAUCUUGAGUGAUCAUCAAAGAAGUUCCGAAACUGAAGAGGAAGAAGAAUUCGAACCAAUUCAACCUUUGAAACCAGUUAAAGAAGCCACUCCUCCACCACCAGAAAAAGAUGAACCUCAACCAGUACAACAGCCAGUUCAUGAAAUUCCAGCAACCCCUUCUAAAUCUAGUAUUCCUCAAAGUAUAAGUGCAAACACUUUACAUAUUGAACUUUCAAGUAAUGAAAAAUAUAGGGGCUUUAGAAGAAGUAUGCAACCAAACUCAAACCCGGUCCCAAUUGAAGUGAAGAUUCCGGAACCUUUUGCUAAACCAAAUAAAUUGACUGUUGAUACUACUACAUUUAUCUCUUCGCUUUCUGCUCCUGCUACUCCUUCAGAACCAUUUGAUCCAAGAAGAUUAAGAAGAGGUUCUGCUUCUCCAGUAUCUAUGAAGAAUGAUGAAGUUGACGAAGUUGAUGAAGUUUCUAUUAAGUCACCUUCUAAGCCUUGGGUUGAUGAAGAUGAUUCGAUACCAAUUAGAAAAAGACCAACUUCUUCAAUUGAAUUUAAUGAACCUGUUUUAACUCCAAGAUCUUCAAGAAGAAAUUCUGCCGCUGAAAUUAAAGCUGCUCUUGACCGUGAUUUGAAUGUCACACCGGUUCAAACUCCAACAAAAACCAAAUUCAAUAAUAAGCAAAGUAAAGUUAUAAAUGAUUCAGAUUCUGAAGGUGAAUCAGAUGAUGAACCCGAAAAAAGUUUUGGGUUUGAUCCUCGUCGUAAACAUUCAAGAAAUUCUUCAGUUCACUCUGCUUCAACUUUUCAAAAACCAGUUUCUGAAGUUACCACUGGUGGUAAUGCAUCUUCUGAAGAUUCAGUUAGUGAUGUUGAAGAUGAUUUUAACUUGAAUAAUGAUGAUUUAAAUUCAACUGACGAAGAUGUAAUGGAUUUUACUCAAGCAGAACCAAAAACAAUUAAUAUUCCAAAUCUUAAUCCAAAACAAGUUUUUGAUUCAAAUAGUUUUGGUAUUCAAGCUUUGGCUCCAAUUGUUGAGGACUCAGAUGAUGGAUCAUCUAAAUAUGAUUCAAGUGGUGAAGAAGAUAAUGCAUCUUCAAAUUACGAAGAAUCAAAUUCAAAUAUUGAUAAAUCAGAAAAUGAUGAAAUUAGUUCAUCCGGUGCUUCUUCAUUAUCUUUACAUAAUAGUGAUUAUAAAUCAUCAAUCAGUUCAGGUACUGAUUCAGCAAUGAAUUCUCCAUUUAUGAAUAACUUUAAAAUGGGUCAUAAUGCUAGACAACCUUCACAAUCAAGUGAAAUUAGUUAUAUGAAACCAUUAAGUACAGUUACUAGUACGAAUAAUCCAAUAAUUAAUCAUAAAUUUUCACAAUCAAGUCCUUCUUUAUCAAGACCUUAUCAACAACGUGCUUCUUUAGGAUUUAUGAGAAGUAGUUUUGUAUUGAAGAAGGAAUUAGAAGAACUUGGAUAUAACAAGCCAGAAAAUGUCUUGAUGAAACCUCCAACCAUUCCAGCUGCUGUUAAUAAUGGAGCAGUAUCUGCACCAGUAUCUAAACAGGCUAGUUAUGCCUCAUUAACUACUGCUAAUACCGGAUCUGAUGAUGGAUGCUUUGAUUUAAUAAAUACUUUUGAUUCUCCAAAAAUUAAUUUGGAUUCAACUAGUAUUUAUAGAAAUCAAAAUAUUGGUACUAGUACCAGAAGAACAUCUAAAAAAAUUAAUAAUGAUACCAAACAAAAAUCAUUAGCUACUAAAGAGAAGAAAUCAUUCAAACAAAGAUUAAGUUCAUUUUUCUCAUCAUCAUCUACUUCAGUUGUUUCUCCAAAUGAAAAAACCAAGGAUUUGAAGACUACUCAAUCGUCUUCGGUUGCUAAAAAGAACGAAGUUGUAUCUUCAGAAAAUAAAACUUCAUUUGCUGCUACUUCGUAUGAUAAAACAAAUGCUGGUGCUGCUCCUUCAAUCAAGGCUCCAUCUAGAAAAUCUUCUAGACCAAGAUAUUCUAGAAGCUACGCAAUGUCUCAAAGUGAUAUGGUUUCAAUUCAAACUACUGAAACCAAUCACUCAUCGAUCUCUGGAUUUUCAUUCAUGAAGAAGAGACGUUCUUCUGUUGAUGCUAGAAGCAAAUACAAUGUUCAAAAAGUCCCUUACAAGAUUUUUUGA
Hyphopichia burtonii NRRL Y-1933 is the source of this 2604-nucleotide messenger RNA. RefSeq lists its product as uncharacterized. NCBI's taxonomy places the organism in Eukaryota, Fungi, Ascomycota, Pichiomycetes, Serinales, Debaryomycetaceae. Gene Ontology annotation, cellular component: intracellular anatomical structure. The record is from RefSeq and is a predicted model, not a curated record. The coding region runs from base 1 to 2604 and encodes 867 amino acids. Gene Ontology annotation, molecular function: oxygen binding; FAD binding; nitric oxide dioxygenase [NAD(P)H] activity. Gene Ontology annotation, biological process: cellular response to nitrosative stress; nitric oxide catabolic process. The transcript has a single exon.